AUGGCAAUGGCACAAAAAAGGCCUAGAAUUAAUUGGAAACAAAUAGAAGGUGUGGAAAAAACAUUCCUUGAAGCUUGUAUUCAUGAAAUUACAACUUACGGACGUGAAGGGAGUAGUUUAAAAGCAAGCUCAUGGAAGAAUGUAGCUGAAAGAUUGAAAACAGAAUACAAUUUUGUAGUUGAUCAAAAGCAAAUGAAAAACAGAUACGACUACCUAAAAGCAAAGUUUGGUGCUUGGUUGAAAUUAAAAAACAAAACAGGCAACGUUUAUAACCCUAUAACUAACACGUUUAACAUGGAAGAAGACGAAUGGCAACUAGAGAUCAAGUUGAACAAAAUGGUAGAAACAUUGAGAACUUCUCCACUAGUGUACCCUGAUCUUUGUGUUCAGUUGUUCGAUGGGUCGGCUGCAACUGGCAUUCAUGGAUGGGGGCCAUCUUCUACACUUCCUCACCCUUCUCAUGACUCGCCGGACAUUAAUUUAAGUGACUUUGAUGGUAUCAAUGUAACUCACAUGGAAAGUAUGACUUCACCCGAAAGUCCAAAUGAAGGAACCUCUAGUGUUUCCAAAAACAAAGGCGGUAAAGGAAAGGAAAAGCAACAAUUAAUGCCAAGAUCAUUGAAGUUGGUGAUGAAAUUAGCAAAGUUGCAAGGAUGUUAG
Molecule: messenger RNA, 660 nt
Organism: Lactuca sativa (garden lettuce)
Lineage: Eukaryota; Viridiplantae; Streptophyta; Magnoliopsida; Asterales; Asteraceae
Source: RefSeq, a predicted model, not a curated record